Messenger RNA from Arabis nemorensis, 2064 nucleotides. NCBI's taxonomy places the organism in Eukaryota, Viridiplantae, Streptophyta, Magnoliopsida, Brassicales, Brassicaceae. The record is from the annotation of a GenBank genome assembly.
AUGCUCAAUGAUCAGUCGCGUGUGCGAAACAAUGUGCGUAUUGGUGGUGUUGAUUUUUUAAGCAAAGAGACGAUAGAAACAACAUCAUCUCUUAGGGACAUUGUAGAGAAACAGAGUUUGAACUAUUUAUCUCAUGGGAAUGGCAGAGAUGUUGUUCUGGAGGAGCAAAUGUGCACCAUUAGGAAUCUAGAUACUGGGAAAGAGUUUGUGGUGAAUGAAGUUCGAGAAGAUGGAAUGUUGGAGAAGUUGAAGGAGGUAGGUACUGAUCGGCAAUUGACUCUGGAGGAGUUUGAGAUGUGUGUUGGGACAUCCCCGAUCGUUCUCGAGCUGAUGAGGAGGCAAAUUGUUGAAGAUGUUAGUAAAGACACUGUGGAUUUGAGUACUAAUGUAAUAGGAAGCAGAGUAACUAAGCAUAGACGGAGAGGGAGUUGGCUAAAGAGUAUAAAGAGUGUUGCUAGUAGUGUGACAGGUUACAAAGAGCGACGAAGCACUGAUGAUAGAGAUUCGCCAUCCGAGAGAGGAGGUCAGAGAUUUAGCUCUGCGACUGAUGAUAGCCGAGAUAUGUCCUUUCAUGACCCGGAGAGAGUUAAGGUUAGGCAGUAUGGAAAGUCAUGUAAAGAGCUCACAGCACUUUUCAAGAGCCAAGAGAUUCAAGCUCAUAGAGGGUCGAUAUGGAGCAUUAAAUUCAGUUUGGAUGGGAGGUAUCUUGCUAGUGCUGGCGAGGACUGUGUUAUUCAAAUUUGGAAGGUUGUUGAGUCAGAAAGAAAGGGAGAACUCUUGUCGAUGGAUAAACAACAAGACGAUGGAAACAUAAAUUUGUUUCUUUUGGCAAAUGGAUCACCAGAACCAGCUUCAAUGUCUCCAAGGAGAAGAGGAAGAACAUCUUUUAGCCGAAAAUCUGUGAGCCUGGACAAUGUGUUGGUUCCAGAAACAGUCUUUGGUCUUUCAGAGAAACCCGUGUGCUCAUUUGUCGGGCAUUUGAAUGAUGUGCUUGAUCUUUCGUGGUCAAAAUCUCAGCACCUGCUUUCCUCUUCCAUGGACAAGACUGUUCGUCUAUGGGAUUUAUCUAGCAAGACAUGUUUGAAAGUCUUCUCACAUAGUGACUACGUGACUUGCAUCCAGUUUAAUCCCGUGGAUGACAAUUACUUCAUCAGUGGAUCGUUGGAUGCAAAAGUUCGCAUAUGGAGCAUUCCUGAUCAUCAAGUUGUUGACUGGAAUGAUCUUCAUGAGAUGGUCACAGCUGCCUGCUAUACACCGGAUGGGCAGGGUGCAUUGGUUGGUUCAUACAAGGGGACUUGUUGCUUAUACAACACACAUGACAACAAACUGCAGCAGAGAAGUGAAAUCAAUCUGAAGAACAGGAAAAAGAAAUCCAAUCACAAGAAAAUCACUGGUUUUCAGUUCGUGGCUGGAAGUUCAUCGGAAGUGCUUGUCACAUCUGCGGAUUCACGUACACGUGUUGUCGACGGUGUUGACCUCGUUCACAAAUUUAAAGGAUUUCGCAACACGAAUAGCCAGAUCUCGGCCUCACUUACAUCAAACGGGAAAUUCUUAGUCUCAGCGAGUGAGGACUCUAAUGUGUAUGUAUGGAACUACGACUCAGACUCUCGAGCUGGAAGAAGCAAACGUGUCACAGUCACAAACUCAUACGAAAACUUUUACUGCCGAGACGUCUCUGUGGCUGCACCUUGGCCUGGCAAAAUCGGUAACAAUCAAAGCAACAACAGCCCGGACGAGUCGCCUUUCAUAGCCAAUAACCCUGCCAAUAACCCUCCAACACCUGUCAACGAUCCAACCAACAACAAAACCGUCACCAACGGUAUCAUUUCGAGCGCCACAAACCGAUACUUCUUCGAUCGAAUCUCAGCGACGUGGCCUGAGGAGAAACUUUUGCUGGCUGCAAAGAACCGAGCCCGAACCAGCCCUCGUGUUAGUGUGGAUAUGUCUAACGGACUGUUUAACACGAAACCGAGUGCUUCGGCUUGGUCUAUGGUGAUAGUGACCGGCGGUUUACGAGGCGAAAUAAGAACAUUUCAGAAUUUUGGAUUUCCGGUUCGUUUAUGA